AUGCUGGGCGCUGCUCUCCACCGCUGUGCGGUAGCAGCCAUAGCCUGGGCCCGGCCCGGGGGCCUCCUACAGCCCGCGGGUGCUCCCAACCCUGUGGUCGCUAUCCAGUUGGCUCGCUUCUAUUCCCUUGGGUCGCACGAGACAGAUGAGGAGUUCGAUGCUCGCUGGGUGACAAACUUCAACAAGCCAGAUAUAGAUGCCUGGGAAUUGCGUAAAGGGAUGAACACGCUUGCUGGUUGUGAUCUGGUUCCAGCAGCCAAAAUCACUGACGCUGCUUUGCGGGCAUGCAGACGGUUAAAUGAUUUUGCUAGUGCUGUUGGGAUUCUAGAGGUGGCUAAGGACAAAGCAGGACCUCAUAAGGAAAUCUACCCCUAUGUCAUCCAGGAACUGAGACCAACUCUGAAAGAAAUCUCCACUCCAAAGGAGCUGGGCCUUGACAAAGUGUAACCUACAGACUGGCUACCUUCUCAAGGAUUUCUUGACAGUGCUACUUGAUUGUAAAAAAUCACCUGGAAAUGCUGAUGAUAACAUAUUACCUUAUUUGAACAAGUUUUCCUUUA
This is a messenger RNA of Fukomys damarensis (Damara mole-rat), 560 nucleotides long. Its product is annotated as cytochrome c oxidase subunit 5A, mitochondrial. The record is from RefSeq and is a predicted model, not a curated record. Lineage: Eukaryota; Metazoa; Chordata; Mammalia; Rodentia; Bathyergidae. Gene Ontology annotation, biological process: mitochondrial electron transport, cytochrome c to oxygen. Gene Ontology annotation, cellular component: mitochondrial inner membrane.